UUUCAUGUAUGUAAUUCUUCUAAUCUAGGGUGCCAUGGAGUUCCUACAUCAACUGGAUGUACCAUUUUUCAAGGUUGGCUCAGGUGAUACCAACAAUUUUCCAUUUUUGAUACGCUCUGCUAAGAAAGGACGACCAAUGGUUGUGUCAUCAGGGAUGCAGUCAAUGGAAACCAUGAGAAAGGUGUAUCAGACAUUGAAAGCAGAGAAUGCUACUUUCUGUAUUCUCCAGUGCACUAGUGCGUAUCCCUUGGAACCAGAAGAUGUUCAUUUAAGAGUAAUUCAGGAGUAUCAGAAGGAGUUUCCAGAUAUUCCUAUUGGCUACUCUGGUCAUGAGAGUGGAAAAAUUAUUACCUUAGGAGCUGUAGCAUUGGGGGCAAAGGUCGUAGAGAGACACAUUACUAUGGAUAAGACAUGGACAGGCAGUGAUCAUAAAGCCUCCUUGGAACCAGAUGAAUUGAAGGAGCUCAUUGCAGACAUACGAUUUCUUGAAAGAGCCCUCGGGUCAAGGGUCAAGGAAAUGAGGAAGUGUGAAUUAGCUUGCCACAAUAAGCUUGGUAAGAGUGUCGUAGCUGCCAAACCAAUCACCUCAGGCACUGUUCUUACUGAGGACAUGUUGACUGUAAAGGUUGCCGAGCCAAAAGGGUACGCACCAGAGAAUAUCUACAAUCUGAUUGGACAGACACUGAAACGGGAUGUCGAGUAUGAUGAGACAAUCUGUGAAGAUAAUGUCACUGGAUCGUAAAUGGUGACCACCGGAGCAUCACUCAUUGUAUCGUCAGACGGUUUUUUCAUGAUUCAUGAAGGAUUGUCAAGGUUGGUUUGUAUCUCAAGGUACACAGCUGCUAGUCAAUUUCCAAAUACACGAGGGAUAUCUUCAGCAGAUAUCAAUCUUCAGGAUUAUAGUUUGGCAUAGUGGUCAUUUUAAUAUUCCAUUUUUCCAAAAUAACGUAGUAUCUGUUGUACAUUUAUCUACAAGGUUUAUCCUUCAGUGAAAAUUGUCAAUUAUAAUGUGCGCUUGCACAGUUGAAAUUACCAACCAGCUUACAGCUACAAAUUCAGAUGUUUUGUUUGUAAUUACUUUGUUCCAUUUCAGUGCCUUCAAUGAGAAUUUCUACUUUGUGGAAAUGAUUAUUCUAGUUUUUGAUGAAAGCACGAUUUGACGCAUGCUAGACAGAGAAUUGAGCAAUUGUGUAGGCAUUUGUCUUUAAAGGUGCAUGAUGUGAUCAUUAUGAUUUAUUAUCACAGUCUUUCCAUGCAGAUCAUGAAGAAAGAUCAGACUUGGAAUGAAAAUUUGACUCGUUCAAACAGUUUGUGAAAUAUGAUUUAUAUCAGGCUUCUUUGUACCUAAAUCUUUGCAUGGUUUAACAUUAUCUAGUUUGUGUGUGAUAUAUAAUCAUAUCACACACCCAUCACAGUGUUGAAACCCUUCUGAAUUCUGCACAAACCUAGUUGGAAAUUCUAAUACUGAAUUAGCAAAUUUUUUUCACAUAAUUUUUCUUGGAUUAAAUGGUCAGAUAGAUACUAAUAAUGGGUGGCCAGUUGCACUCAUCUUUGAUUUGUGCAAUGUUGUUACAGCUCAGGUUGUAUAUUUUUGUAUCCUCCUCUAAGCCAUCCAGUAAUAUUUAGUGAGUUUGUCUGGCACAUUUUUACAAGGACAAAACCUCGUUAAUUUAAAGAGGUGACAUUGAAUUAAAUGUACAUGUUUAGCCGUCAAGCA
Acanthaster planci (crown-of-thorns starfish) is the source of this 1717-nucleotide messenger RNA. It is a transcript of the gene nans, whose product is annotated as N-acetylneuraminate synthase. Lineage: Eukaryota; Metazoa; Echinodermata; Asteroidea; Valvatida; Acanthasteridae. Gene Ontology annotation, molecular function: N-acylneuraminate-9-phosphate synthase activity. Gene Ontology annotation, biological process: carbohydrate biosynthetic process. The record is from RefSeq and is a predicted model, not a curated record.